CAAUCUAUGAACUGCGCGUUUACGCACUCGUUGCUAGAGCGCUACGCCCACGGUAUAAAAGGGGCAGGGCCCGGCCGGAAGUGAAUGCUGCUGCAAAUGGCGGCUAAUUCAAACUCUGGCUGCUCUCUGACUCUAUGCACACACACGUACAGUACACAAACACACUUAUUUUACUGCACAUGCCCAGAAGUAGCCUUAGAAGGCCUGAACACAUGGCAGCAACACUUCUAAGUUUUUUCAAGACCCAUAUGGUUUUUUUGUGGUACAAUGGCUUCUGGCAGCUCCAACAGCGAUGGAAAUAGACAGUAAGAACACAAUAGAACAAUGUAAAAAGUCAUACAAAUCCAUACUUUAGCUAAUACUAAUGAGUGGGGAAGCAGUUCCAAGUGAUUGGGUGGACAGGUUGAACGACUUUCUCCGGAACAACCAACCAAGCGGCAAUCGAACAGUACAGCUGACGUUGAAUGCAACACUAGCACUAGACACUCAUAGCGACGACUCAGAACCACAAGAAGAAUACCCGCACCAUGUUCGUGGUUACCAGCACAACCCAGCAACUCCAGUUCUCCGUGGCAUUGAUCACUGCAUACACUGCCUGUGUUCACCGUGUGUGAUUCAGCUUCCUCCAGACUUUCUAAGAGGAUCUUGUGGCCCCCAUCCUGCCAACGAUGAGAAAAGACAUCAACUGUACAGAAAGUUCUGGAGGUUGCUGAAUACACUGAGAGUGUGGGUAGAUGAUGAGUAUUUGGCUAGGAAGGAGACGAAGACAGUGAUACAUGACAAGAGGGAAAUAAUCCCGAAAUGUGUAGUUUUAGAGAUUAGGAGGAGGUACCCCAGCCACAAUGGCAUAUACCGUGACUACAGAUCAACAUUUGAGGCAGAAACUGAUGAGUAUUUGCCAGAAGAGGCUGGUAUGGAAACCGAGUCCACCUCUAGAGAGUGACUGCCUUAUAAUUAUCCUGUACACACCAAUUACGUAGUAAAUAAAACUCAUUAAUU
Molecule: messenger RNA, 999 nt
Organism: Halichondria panicea
Lineage: Eukaryota; Metazoa; Porifera; Demospongiae; Suberitida; Halichondriidae
Exons: 4
Coding region: 365-943 (192 amino acids)
Source: RefSeq, a predicted model, not a curated record